This is a messenger RNA of Nicotiana attenuata, 1086 nucleotides long. RefSeq lists its product as uncharacterized. The record is from RefSeq and is a predicted model, not a curated record. The coding region runs from base 1 to 1086 and encodes 361 amino acids. The transcript is spliced from 7 exons. NCBI's taxonomy places the organism in Eukaryota, Viridiplantae, Streptophyta, Magnoliopsida, Solanales, Solanaceae.
AUGGCUGAGAAGGGGUUCUUAGCAUAUUUAGCCUUUGUGACAGAUGUCAAUGCUGAUACUUCUACUGUCGAGUCAGUUUUGGUGGUGAGACAUUUCCCAGAUGUGUUUCCAGUAGAUCUGUCGGGCAUUCCACCCGAUAGGAAUAUCGAUUUUGGUAUCGACAUGGUGUCAGGCACUCAGCCUAUCUCUAUUCCACCAAAUCGCAUGGCACCACUGAACAAAGCUACAAUCAAGAACAAGUACUCACUACCGCGCAUUGAUAAUUUGUUCAAGCAGCUUCAGGGUUCUCGGGUAUUCUCGAAGAUUAACUUGAGUUUGGGCUAUCAUCAGCUGAAGAUUCAGGAUUCAAACAUUCUGCAAAUAGCAUUUAGGACUUGCUAUGGUCACUAUGAUUUUUUGGUGAUCCGGGAGGAUCAUGAGCAGAACUUGAUCACGAUCGUGUUCCAGACCUUAAAGGAAAAGAAGUUAUAUGCUAAAUUCACCAAGUUUGUGUUUUGGCUUGACUCUGUGGCAAUUUUGGGUCAUGUGGAAGAUUUGGAGGCACUAUCUCUACAGCGUGUUUGUGAGGUAUUCACAGAUCACAGGAGUCUACAACACCUGUUCAAGCAAGAAGAUCUGAAUGUGAGGAAGUGGAUGCAGUUUCCGCUACUAAAGAACUAUGAUAUCACCAUUCUUUAUCGUCCCAAGAAGUCCAACGCGGUGGCCGAUGCUUUGAUUGGGGAGAGAACGUUAGCAUUGGAAGUCCAGGCUUUGGCCAACAGUUUCGUGAGGCUAGAUAUUUCAGAGCCUAGCAGGGUUCUUGCUUUCGCAAUUCCACGGUCUUCUUUGGUUGAGCGCAUCAAGGCGCGUCAGUAUGAUUACCUCCACUUGCUUAUCCCAAAGGACACGGUGCAGCACGGUGAUACCAAAGAGGUGAUUAUUGGAGAUGAUGGGGUGUUGCGGAUGCACGACCGGAUUUGUGCACCCAAUGUGGAUGGGUUGCUUGGUUGGUUUGAUCCAGGGGAGACUAUAUUAAUGGGUACUGAUUUGGUUCGGGAUGCCCUGGAGAAAGUGAAGUUGAUUCAGGAUAGGCUUCGUACUGUGUAG